Molecule: messenger RNA, 930 nt
Organism: Radiomyces spectabilis
Lineage: Eukaryota; Fungi; Mucoromycota; Mucoromycetes; Mucorales; Radiomycetaceae
Product: aminotransferase
Exons: 5
Coding region: 1-930 (309 amino acids)
Molecular function (GO): catalytic activity
Source: RefSeq, a predicted model, not a curated record
AUGAACCACGACUUUAGCUUACUGGAGACUAUCCUAUUCACCCCUCAAGAAGGAUUUUACCUCCUUGAUCUGCACAUUACACGCUUACUCAAAUCCGCAACUGAUUACCGCGCCUUGGCCGCCGACUGCUUCGUGUCUCCGCCAACCCCUCAGCAAAUAACAGACGUUCUUAACGCCCACUUGAAGGACCGUUCUUCCUAUCAAAGGGUCCGCCUUUUACUGAAUACCGCUUCUCAACUUACAGUAGAAGCGACACUGCUCCCGGAACCGACUCUUUCCGCUGAGAACCUUCACCUGGCCGCUCUGAAAGUCCCAUUGAUCAACGUUAUUCUAGACACACAACCAAUACCUUGCAUCACCGACUUUUUUUUGCGGCACAAGACGACACGAAGAGACUUGUACAACAAUGCACGUGAGCGAUUGAAUUGUAGUUUUCACGUCUCCAACGAUCGAGAACCCUUUGAUGUCGUGCUUUGGAACCAGCAGCAUCAAGUCACAGAAACCAGUAUUGCCAACAUCGCCGUCGGGGAGCCAAUAAACGAUACCUGGAACUGGAAAACACCUAUGACUGAUUGUGGACUUCUUGGAGGCGUUUUUCGACAAUACCUGUUAUCUACCGGCGAAGUAAAAGAAGCCAUUAUUACGGUGGAUGAUCUCGUGCAUGCUCAACAGAAAGGCCAUGAUCACAUCAUGGUUACUUUGCGUGCUCAAGAGCAACAACAACAGCAGCAAGAGUUCGAUGCGACAGUGGACGAGCAGCAACCAGUGGAUGAAAUCCAAUUAUACCAAGAUGCUCGAUAUAUCUCGGCGCCUAAAGCGAUCUGGCGCAUAUACUCCUUUUCCCUCCACCAUCGGUCACCGGCAGCCAUGCAGCUAGCUCUGCAUUUACCGACCGCCGGCAAGCGUUCUUUAACGAGGAUGAUACCCUAA